AUGUGGAAGGGUAUUGUGUUAAGGUAUAAAAAUGUGAGUGGUCAUGUUACAUUCAAAAUGAAUGAUAUAGAGUUUAAAAAGUUACAAAUGAAAUGGAAUGAUAUAAACAUAAAUUUUAAUAUGUGUGAUGUAGUUCCAAGUAAUAAGAGUAAUAAAGAAAAGUUAGAAAUAAAAAGUCUUAAUUUAAUAAAACAUAUGAAUAAAAAUAAAUACGAUUUUGUAGUAUUUGGUAUUGGAUAUGUUGAUUAUGAUAAAAUUUUAAAAACCUUUAAUAGAGCCAAUUUAAUUCAAAGAAGAAUGAUUGAUUCUAUUCAUGUGAAUUUAAAAAAGGUGAAUGGUCAAUAUAUAUCAAUAAUACAACAAUGUUUAUUAUUAAAUAUACCACACUUUUGUUUAGGUAGGGAUAGAUUAACAGAAUUGACGAGUAUAGGAACAGCAUUAUUUAGUAGUCCUAAAGAAAUACUAUCCAUUUUGUAUUACUUUCUUAUUAACAGUGAAGACGAAAUGACAAAAAGGGAAUUAAAACAAGAAGACACAAUAAAAAAUAAAACAAAAAAUAAUAAUAAUAAUAAUAAUGAUAAUAUGGAAUAUAAUUUAGAAUAUAAUUCACCAAAUUUUUAUAAAGCCUUAAUUACAGAAAAUGCUCUUUAUUUGUUAUAUAACCUUCAUGCUAGUUUAUUAAAAAUAUUAAAAUCAAAAUAUUAUAAUCCACCAUAUGUUAAUAAUAGUGAACAGUAUGAUAAAUAUAUGAAUUAUGGAAAGGAAAAAAAAAAUAAUAAAUAUUAUAAACAAAAGUUCUUAUCAUUUUUUAAUGAAACUACAUAUGACAAAAUAAAUAUGUUAAGAAAUCAAAUAAAGAAAUCAGAAAUUUAUAAUGAUUUUUAUAUACCUGCAGAAAAAAAAAAUGUAAAUAUUUUAAUUAUAUGUGAUAGUGUAUGUAUAGAUUAUUUUUAUCAUUUGGUUCAAACUAAUUUACCAUAUUGGCAUAAUGUCAAUCCUUUUUAUAAUGAAUUAUUUUCAUUAGAAAAAAAAAAUACAUAUAAAUUUACUCUUUCUAUAUUUCUAUUUAUAAUUGCUCCAAUAGCUUGGACAUUAACAUUUUUAUUAAAAUGGUUCUACAAUUUAUGGAUAGAAUAUUUUACUAAGGGUAAAAUGAUAACUGUAGGAGGAGAUGCCUUUUUUAAUAAUUCCAAAUUGAUUGAUCUUAAUGAUACAAAUCAAAAUAUACAAGAUAAUUAUAAACAAUUCUUAAAUACAUUAAAUAAUGAUAAGGCUCAAUUCGAAACCAUUAGUUUACUUGGAGGAUUAUUACAGUGGUAUAAAAAUAAAAGUAGAAACUGA
Plasmodium gaboni is the source of this 1341-nucleotide messenger RNA. RefSeq lists its product as hypothetical. NCBI's taxonomy places the organism in Eukaryota, Apicomplexa, Aconoidasida, Haemosporida, Plasmodiidae. Bases 1 to 1341 code for a protein of 446 amino acids. The record is from RefSeq and is a predicted model, not a curated record. The transcript has a single exon.